This is a messenger RNA of Acipenser ruthenus (sterlet), 5599 nucleotides long. RefSeq names its product synaptonemal complex protein 2-like. Bases 788 to 5221 code for a protein of 1477 amino acids. The transcript is spliced from 44 exons. Lineage: Eukaryota; Metazoa; Chordata; Actinopteri; Acipenseriformes; Acipenseridae. The record is from RefSeq and is a predicted model, not a curated record.
UACUGCGCUCUCGCUUCGCUGCACUGCACGCGCAUUGAUCACGUUUGAAGUAUUUUCGCGCCUCGUCUCGAGUGCAGACGUACCAACGCAACCGAUAACGGACGGCGAACACUGAAUCCUUCUUUUAUUGUAUAUUUGUAAAUGUAUUUAUUGAACUAGACAACAACCUCGUUUUAUAUUAAACAAUUUGAUAUACAUUUGUUCUAUUUAGAGUAAAUAUUUCGUCAAUAAUCGUUUAAGAGGUUAUGUGAUCGUCAAGAGAGGAAACUUACAUUGGUGACCUGCUCCUUUAGCUGCUCAAGAUGCCAGUCAGACAAGACGCCCAGCUUGAAAAACUGAUUGAUGAGACGUUGAAGAAGAGUGAAUUCCAGAGCUUGGAAGAGUUCCUGCAGGGUGACAUCAACGAAGACGCAUGUCAGAAAUGCACCAAACAGUUCAUAAAUAAACUGGACAAAGUGAUCAGAAGGGAGCUUGAUAAAAACAAUGUUAAGAAUGCCUCUCUGGUGUUGUCAGGCCUGCAUAAGUUUGGGAAGACCCUGAGCAUUCAGGCAGCUGAUGGAGUCACUGUAAUGAUAAAGCAAGGGCUUGUUGAUAAGAUAAGUAUAAAGAUGUAGCCUCUUGGCUGCUGAGUGGGAUGCACACGGUUAUAUUGCUGCCUUUAUUUAAUCAUCAAAAUGAAAUCUUGGGGAUAAGUAACUCGAUAUUUAGUGUGCUUCUUUUGCAGUUUAUUAAUCAGCUAACAGAUUUUGAUGCUCCAGGUUAAUCUGCUAAUAUUUUGCUUUUUUACAUGGUGCAGUGGUUUGAGAAAGCCAGGGACAUCUGGGUAGAGGGAGGACAGCUGAAAAGCGAAGCACUGUUAAAUCUUACAGAAGACUUUUUUGAUGCUUUGAUGGUUGUGUAUGAAAAUAGCAGUGAAGGAAAAAAACAAGUCAUUGGAUCGUUCUUACAUCGAACAGGAGAGCUGAUUGCUGAUUCCGGUGUACAUAUAACUAUCCAGCAGGAGGCUGUGAGAAAACUCAACAUGAUUCUGGAUGAAAUCCCAAAAGAAGACAAAACACAAGUCUUAUCAUCUGGGAAGGUUUUAUGUGUCAUGAGUGGGUUGGGGAAAAGAAUAUUGAUUGGUGGAGAUUAUGACUUGCAAGUUGCUAUAACUGAAGCUCUGUGCAGAAUGACUACAGGGAAGCAGAGGCAGGAGCUGGCAGACCAGUGGUUUAUUAUGGAGUUUGUUGCAAAUGCCUUUAAAGGGAUUAAAGACUCUGAAUUUGAAACGGAUUGCCGAAAAUUCCUUAACCUGGUGAAUGGCAUGCUGGGGGAUAGAAGAAGCGUUUACACUUAUCCAUGUCUCAAAGUGUUUCUUGAUGAACAUGAGCUGCUAAUGCCUGCUGAUGACAAACUGCAGGACUUCUGGAUUGAUUUCAAUGUAGGCAGCCAGAGUAUAACGUUUUAUAUUUCUCCUGAUGACAAUGAAGAGGAAACCCAGUGGGAGACUGUCUGCCUUCCUGAAGAUGAAGUAGAAAAGUAUCUUGUUGAAGAGAAGGAUGGAAAUAACCUAUUAAAGGUGUCUAUGAAACAUCCAUUGAAUGUCAGUGGCAAGGAAGGAUCCCAGAUUCAGAUAUAUUUCAGUGCUGCACUGAACAUCGCUGAAGCAAUCAGAAAUGUGUAUGGAGCCAUAAAAGCCAAAGAAUUUGUUGGAAAGUGUGGGAGUUCUGUAGCGAAAACCACAGUUCGAAUUAUCUUUGAUGAAGAUGGCUCACAGCUGGAUACUCCUGCAAAGAUGAGGGUGUCUGAAGCCACAUUGGCCAUCUCCAGUUGCGGGGGGAGCCGAACAGCAAUGAGUCCAAUUGCACGUGUCAUGAUGACCUCGACUCCUGCAAGGAAAGGGAAAGUUAAACCAGCUUUAGAGCUGGUUGGCUCUUCUAAAAGAAACAGUGACUAUAACCUCAUUAAACUAAAAUCAGAAACUCCCAUCAGAAAGUCACCAGGAUGUAUCCCUGCUGAAAGAGAAUAUGGGACUUCAGCCAACAACAAGCCUGUUGGAGCAGCUCCAGAGAGCAGUAAAGCAGAUUCAGAAGGCAAGCAGGAACCAAGGCCCCGAAAUGGAUCAAAGAAAUUUUGCAAGCAGAUUCCUGCAGCCAAGGUUGCUGAGAUGCUGCAGGAGGAUCAAGACAAUGCCAGAGCGUCUGAAGAAGAACAUUUAGCUGAUUCAAUGAAUAUUGUGCCUGACUCCCAGCCGGUGAUGAAAAAAGACAAGACUUUGUUGCCUGGCCCGCUGACUAGCUUUUCCAGGGAUCAGGAUUUCAUCUCUAGACGCAGAGUUUCAGUGUCUGGGGGUGUCUCUCUUCUUCAACAAGGUCAAUCUUUCCAGAACCGAGUGUCCAAACAGCGAGCCUUCUCAGCGGCUUUCAAUGACCAGUCACCUCCACAGCUGCAAAGCUCCAAAGAGCCAAGCCAAAAACAAGUACAAGAACAGCUGGCUGAAAAACUGGAAAAACCCAACAAAGAGAAGAAACAGAAACGGAAACACGAAGCUGAUGGCAAAAGGUCUUCUGGGGAGACGAGAGCUUUGGAAGAAAAUCAGGCUGCAGCGAGAGGCAUCGAGGGACAAGGGCAGGCACCUCUGGCUGUACAGAAGGCAGAGAACAGCGCAGUACAAUGCAGCAAAUCUAAUAAGAAACCUGCAUUGGGCAGCUCCAGAAAAGAAGCAAUACCCCAGGAGAUGAGUCCAGCUAGAAAUCAUAGAGUCUCUGUGUCUCACAGACAGGAGAAUCUUCAAAGAAGGGAGAGAGAGAUGGAAGUGUCCUAUAGGGAAAUGAAAGAGAAGAAAACCAAGUCCAUUGGAAAAGAUUGCAUUGGUGUGACAGAAACAAUGAUUAGCUCUAUUUCAAGCAAAUAUAGAACACAGACAGACCCUUCUGCUUUGAACAGGGCUCAUCUGGAAAAAUCGUGGUCUUUCUCUUUUUUAGAAAAGGGACAAACAGGAAACAGUGGAUUUCUGAAAGGAUCGAGUCAUUCCAAACAAAUUAAGAUGAAUGCUGUGCAGACUGGGGAUGAUAUUUACAAUUUCAGCGAUGAGUCCACAGGUAAUCUUGGGGCAAAUGAUACAAGACGCUUGGAAAAAUCAGGAAAAUCAGACAAAAGUGGGAAAUCUGAAGAAUCCAGAAUCAAAUCUGGCUCCCUAGAGAAAGGUGAAUGUAAAAAGCCUGGAGGUCGCUAUGUGAAGAAGCACCUGUUCAGUGACACAGACACAGAGCCCAGGCCGGAUGACAGUAGGAAUGAGGUCAGCUGGCUCCAGGAUUAUAACAGGAGGCCCAAACCAAACGUUGUGGACUAUAGCAGACAGCGGCACGACAAGCCGCCCCCCAGUCCUGGCAAUGAUGAAUCACCAGAGUUCCCUCCAGCGAUUCCAAAGCCACGGAAAGAAAAAGCAAAAGCCAAAAAGAAAGUGGGAGGGAAUGAAAAUGCACAGAAGGACAAAGCAGUGCCCACCAGGCAGACAGGGAGGCCACAAAGGGCAGCUGCCAAAGGCCGUCGGUAUUGGGAGCCCUCGGAAUCAGGGAGUGAUGUUGAAUCAGUGGCAUCGUCACAAGAAGAAGAGCAGUCUGUUUAUAAGCCUAAGCAGCAUCCAGCUAAAACAAAUCAGGAACGGAACAAAAAGGUGUCUGCACCUCCAGAGCAGAAGAAGAGUGCUGGUGCAUUGCCGCAGGUUACAAUGCGUAAAGAGCUGCAGAAAACAUGGAUAUCGCCGUUCUCUCCUUUAACCUCACCUCCACCGUCCAUAGAAAAGAUGAGAUGUGCAGAGAAGUCGAAAGUAGUUGCAAGACCCACUGUUGCUGCUGCUGCUGCUGCUGCUGCUCCAGCUCUGCCUGAUUUAACCCCCAAGCCUAAAAAUCCCCAUGAGACCCCAAAACAAAUCCAUCCCAAAAAGUUCUAUAAAUCAAAUAAGAGUAAGCAGAAAGCACCAUCCCCUCCUCCACCUGAGGCAGCUGCCAAGUCACCAAAGAUCAUAGUACAGGAUAUUGAUGAUGUGUCACCUCUUUUAAGUCCAGUGGUAAUGCCGUUACUCACCUCGACUAUUCUGAAGAAGUCUUUGGUUAGUGAGAAGGAUCUGUAUGAGGAGAUGAAGCCAUGUCUGGAUACCCAGGAUAGCCUGGAACAGGCUGCCUCAUCGGACAACGAAUGCGCCAUAUCAGUCGGAUCACACAGCAAUUCCUCUGACAAAAUAGCGCUGUACACUGAGAGAGAAAAAACUCCCUCUUCCUUUGUGAUGUCUGAAAGUAGCAGAAGACAUGGAGCCAGAAUAAAUGAAGUCCAUGUCUCAGGACCAUCAGUGUUCUCCUCUGCAACCCUGAAGCGGCUCCAUGUAGACCAAAGUGAAAACUGUUCAGAAGAGGAAGAUGAAGAAGAGGAACCAAAAGACAAAGGGUCCAAACUGAGACCCAGAAAACUCUUUAAAUCAGAUGCUUCAGCCCGCUGCACUGAAAUUGCGACAACUUCAACCAUUAUAAGGAAGGAAAUGUAUCGGGAGGAUUGUGCCAGCAGCUAUGAUGAGGAAGAAGAAGAGGAAGAAUGGAGUGAAACAGAAAGAGAAGUGAUGCUUAGACCCCCAAAACUCUUACAGAUGGAUGACCAAGAAGUGCAGUCCACCAUCUCCUCUCACAUGGUGUCUACUGUGGACAUGAGCUCCUGGGAGACCAGUGGAAACCAAGACAUGGGGAUGAUGUGUCAGAAAUUUAGUACUGAUUUAAAGAGGAAAUUCCAGAAUCGCUCCAGGAAGAUGGAGUAUUACACCAAGCAGUCACUGCAGUCCGUGCAGCAGCACCUCUCCUCUGUGAGUGUGCAGGUUCGGGAGUGCAGGGUGCAGAAACUGGAGAGCUUCAUGGGUGAGAUCAUGAAUGAGCUAAACGACUUUGAAAAGGACACUUCGACCUUGAAAAACAUGGAAAAAGAACUCACUAACUUUUGGAAAAAGCAGACUCAAGAAUUGACUUCUUAUCAGGAGAAAGAACAAAGGAGAAUUCAUCACCUCAAGACUUCCUUUGAAAAGAAUGUACGUCACAGUCUUGAGUAUGAGGGGAGAAUCUUCACCUCUGAGAUGCAUUUGAUGAGGAAGGACAUGAAUACAGUUCAGGAGAGGUUUCUCAAGGAAAUGCAAGAAGAGGAGCUGCUUGGUGUUCGCAGAGGACUGCAAUCGCUGUUUCUGCCCGAAGGCAGGAAAUUCUAAGUUGAGCGCCGGCUCGACAUUUUGUGAACAGCAGACUUAUAUAGUUGUUUAUUUCUCUUCUUCUAAGUUUCAGUUUUUGUGUUCUGCAUUUACACAAAAGAGGAGACCCAGCUGUCAAGAAAUUGUUGUGUGUCUUUGGUCACUCAUUUCUUACAUUUUGCAUUAAGACACCAACAGAGCAUUCUUUGAAUACCAUGCAUCUUCUCAUACACAUUGCAAAUCGUUCCACACUGAUAGACAAUUUUAAUGCAAAAUUACUAAUAUAUUACCAGUAGAAGGGUGUUCUAAUAACUGCACUAAAAACAUAAAUAAAGCUAAUGUUAAAUAUACAUUUUAACUAAAAAAAGAUUUUGCCACAGACAAUGGAAUGAUUUCCAA